CUCCCCCCCCCCAAUCUUUCUCCCCAAAACCGGAUGGCUUUGGGGUUCUUUCGUGCUCUCCUCCAGCUGCUCUGGCUACCGACUACGUCUGCCCCCUCGAGUGCGAAUUCCAGAAUAAAGGGGCUAAACGAGGUAUUCUUCCGUUUUCUUGUCCCUUCUGUCCUCUUUAUUAGGCAACGAAGGUGUCAUGCGUCCCCACUCCUCAGCACAGAGACCCCAUCUAAGGUCGGCCUACACGACCGGUAGGCAGGUGUAUGUCCUAUUGUAAUAGAUUAGGAGAUACCUUGUGGGGAGGUAUACGUGUAUAAGCCUGGGUAUACAUCUGUGCAUGGCUAAUUUCAGGAAGACAAUAGCACGGGACUUCAAC
This is a messenger RNA of Durotheca rogersii, 367 nucleotides long. RefSeq lists its product as uncharacterized. Bases 34 to 246 code for a protein of 70 amino acids. The record is from RefSeq and is a predicted model, not a curated record. NCBI's taxonomy places the organism in Eukaryota, Fungi, Ascomycota, Sordariomycetes, Xylariales, Xylariaceae. The transcript has a single exon.